Molecule: messenger RNA, 507 nt
Organism: Glossina fuscipes
Lineage: Eukaryota; Metazoa; Arthropoda; Insecta; Diptera; Glossinidae
Product: larval cuticle protein A2B-like
Exons: 2
Coding region: 1-507 (168 amino acids)
Cellular component (GO): extracellular matrix
Source: RefSeq, a predicted model, not a curated record
AUGUCUGACACGCACUUGAUAGGAACGUUCACCGUUAUAUUGGCUAUUAGUGGCUUUGCGUUUGUUAAUGCUGGUGUCAUUCAUCCUGCGCCUGUUGUAGCUGUUGGGAAACUUGAAGAGUACGAUCCUCAUCCUCAGUAUACAUACGGCUAUGAUGUCAAGGAUGCACUUUCUGGCGACUCGAAAACUGCCGUAGAAGCUCGUGAUGGUCACAUAGUACGAGGUCAAUAUUCCUUAAAUGAUGCUGACGGCUACAGACGUAUUGUUGAUUAUACCGCCGAUCCUGUAAAUGGUUUUAAUGCUGUUGUUCGUCGCGAACCGCUCGUUGCCGCCAUACCUGCUGCACCAGUUGCUGUUGCUCAUCAUGCACCAGUUGCUGUUGCUCACCAUGCACCAGUCGCCGUUGCUCCUGCCGUGCCAGUCGUAAAAACAGCUGCUCCCGUAAUAGCAAGUCCGGCGUUUGUGAAAACUACUUUUGCUUCGCCACUCAUCUCCUAUGCUUAUUAG